Messenger RNA from Laccaria bicolor S238N-H82, 729 nucleotides. RefSeq lists its product as uncharacterized. The record is from RefSeq and is a predicted model, not a curated record. The transcript is spliced from 3 exons. Gene Ontology annotation, molecular function: MAP kinase scaffold activity. Bases 1 to 729 code for a protein of 242 amino acids. NCBI's taxonomy places the organism in Eukaryota, Fungi, Basidiomycota, Agaricomycetes, Agaricales, Hydnangiaceae.
AUGGUUAGCCUUGGAUCACUCAAUCAUCCUUCGGUCCCCUUCCUCCCUGUUAGAGAGGAAUUUCAUCCAAAACGAAAUCAAGCACGCCAGAAGCUCGCUACCCUACCGACCUCUCGCUUUGAAGACGUUUCCAGUGAUGUUUACUUUGAGUUAUCCCAAAGAUACCCAGAAUUUAAGGAAGAGAGUGGUAGAGCCUCGGAUUCGGGGUAUGAUGACUAUCCUGCUCCCGACUUUCCGUCAAAUUCGCCGCCUUCUCCGCCACGCAACGCGAACCAACGCCCGACCAACCUUCAAUACUCUCUUCGUAUCUCCACCGACCUCCACACCGACCACCCCUCGAUAUCUACGACGAGCCUGAUCUUCUUCGUCUAUGGGGCUUACAGCCAACCCGAGUGUACGGAAGUUCUGCCUAGUGACUCAGAUAACCGAUUAGAAAGAAUCUGGGCGGAUUAUGAGAGCAUCGAGCCGUAUGUCAUCAUGGAGUCAACCCAAAUCCCAAAAAUGGACAUGAAGAUUGACUAUGUCUCCGUAACAUUGCUUCGAAACCCUUACAGGACGUAUUGCCCGUGGAGCUCAACAUACCGAACCGUGACUCCAAGCUUCGUGGUGCUCUACGUAAUGGAACAUCACGACACUCGCACUCAUGAAUCGAACAACGCACCUCAAGUCGUACUGCACUCUACGCAGCUCCAUCUGCUUAAUCUCUUUGGUUGGGACGGAACAUCAUAG